AAGCGAACGUUCUCUGAACAACAGCGAAGCUAACUUAGCUAGCUGCGUUUAUAAACACCAAACCAUUUAUUUCAUCCAGUGGUCGUCCGUACAGGUAGUUUUUGUGACCGGAGCCGCCCGGACCGUGUUGCGGYGCCGCUGACAGGCUGUUUACGGUCAUGUUGGCCGGGAGGGUUGAGUUUGGAGGCUCUUCCUUCCUCCGGUCUCAUCAGGAUGUCAGGGGGACUCGUUAGUUUCGCCUGAGCUCCUCUCGGCGCCUCCGCGUUUUACUGUUGUCGGACUCAGUCACCGCAGAAGAUGGCAACUCAAAGCACUGGAUCGGUCCAAGAGGGGGAUCUGGUACAGACGUUCUGUAAGGACACUCCUGGGUCUCCYGAUGUGUCUGAGUUGGGAAGCCCUCGCUGUGCACCAAAUUUUGACCUCCUGAACAUGGUGGUGUCCUACAAGAGAAUGACUCUGUAUCUAGAACCGGUUGUAGAUGCAGUGGAGGUCAUUCGUUUUUUACUCGGAUGGAAGAUGCCUUUGUGCUCUCUGCUUGUUUGUGUAUUCCUGAAUGUCUUCUUCUGCACAGUUACUGAAGUCGGCUGGUUCACAGUGAGCGUGCUUACGGUAUCAGCUCCGGCUGCCCUGGGCUACCUGCAGGACAGGUGUGGGGGCAGAACUUCUGAAGCUGAGCUCCAGAAGAGGCACUAUCAUGCUGUGCACCGCCGAGACCUGCAGGAUGUGAACCUCACCAAGCAGGAGGCCAUGCUGGAAGUCAAAGACGUGUUGAAGCAGCUAGAUGAAAUGCUGUCCUCUGCUUGUCACUCAGCAGAAGCUUUUUACAGUGUCCUAUACUGGGAUAAUCACACAAAGUCUUCAAG
This is a messenger RNA of Austrofundulus limnaeus, 863 nucleotides long. Its product is annotated as protrudin. Gene Ontology annotation, molecular function: metal ion binding. The record is from RefSeq and is a predicted model, not a curated record. NCBI's taxonomy places the organism in Eukaryota, Metazoa, Chordata, Actinopteri, Cyprinodontiformes, Rivulidae. Gene Ontology annotation, cellular component: endoplasmic reticulum tubular network; growth cone membrane. Gene Ontology annotation, biological process: vesicle-mediated transport; endoplasmic reticulum tubular network formation; neurotrophin TRK receptor signaling pathway.